AUGGCGUCGCCUCGAGUACUUCACCUCCCUAGAGCCCAGUCGCUGGCGCGAGCGUGCGCGCGUACAGCACUGGCUCCUCCUGGAUCCGCCUCUCUACGCCCCUUUCACUCGACCACACCUCUUGGUACCGAUGGGGUAUUCAAGGCCCUUACAGAAAUGCGUGUGCGGAAGCCGUGGAUCGAGGCAUUGCGAGAAAGAAGAGAGGCAAAAAAGAACCCAGUAUCCACACCCGAGGAGACCGUGAAGCCAGACUUGACGCCGAAGCGCAUGUCGGAUAGCUAUGUCAGCGUGGUGCUCCCGUUGUCCAAAGAUCCAUGGAUGCUUGACACAUAUGCGAAUUACACCGGACAGAUACGCACCGGUACAUUGCUGAUGGACCUUGACGCCUUGGCUGGGGUGGUCGCGUACAAACAUACCGGAGAAGGUGUCACCACCGUCACAGCUGCCGUGGACAGGAUCACCAUCAAGAAUCCCAUCCGUGAGAUAUGUGACUUGCAGUUGAGCGGCCAGGUGUCUUUCGCGACUGGCAGGAGCAGCAUGGAGGUGACUCUCCAGAUUGCCAAAGCGCCAGAAGAAGGUCAAAAAGUUGCUCCCGAGGAUGUCUUCAUGACAUGUGCUUUCACCAUGGUGGCGCUGGACCCAAACACCAGGAAGCCCCUCAACAUCGCUCCGUUGCAGGUGACCACGCCGGCCGAGAAGGCCCUCUUCGCCAAAGGUGAAGAGAACUACAAGAGGAAGAAGGCCUUGAAGUCGUCGCACAUCCUCGCCAAAGCUCCCGACGCAGAAGAAUCUUCCCUGAUUCACAAAAUGUGGACCGACUCUCUUGCUUACGCGGAUACUCACAAUCCCAAGAACCAGCCUCAGAAUGUUCUUGCCAUGUCCAAGACACAAAUACACAGUACUCAGAUUAUGCAGCCUCAAAUGCGCAACAGGCACAACUUUAUGAUUUUCGGUGGAUUCCUCCUCAAAACCACAUUCGAGCUGGCCUUUACCUGUGCGGCUGCCUUUUCUCACACCCGACCAAGAUUCAUCAAUCUCGAUCCCAGCACAUUCGAAGAGCCGGUGCCGGUAGGAUCGGUUCUUUACGUUGCCGCAGGGGUGUCGUACACCGAAGCAGACCCCAGCGGUGGGACGCGCAUCCAGGUCAUGGUCCGGACACACGUGCGCCCAGUCGAACACCAAGACAAAGAACGCAAGUCGACCGGAACAUUUUUCUACACCUUCUACACUCCGGCCGACGUCAGUGUCCUGCCACAGACUUAUAGUGAAUUUAUGGGCUGGGUGGCAGGUCGGCGCCGAGCACAAAAUUUGGCUGCCACCCUCGCGGCGGAUCCCCAUCAGUUGCUUACGAAUUCUCAAACCGAGCCGUUGACGGAAUAA
Molecule: messenger RNA, 1380 nt
Organism: Exophiala spinifera
Lineage: Eukaryota; Fungi; Ascomycota; Eurotiomycetes; Chaetothyriales; Herpotrichiellaceae
Exons: 3
Coding region: 1-1380 (459 amino acids)
Biological process (GO): acyl-CoA metabolic process
Cellular component (GO): mitochondrion
Molecular function (GO): fatty acyl-CoA hydrolase activity
Source: RefSeq, a predicted model, not a curated record